AUGAAACGAAGAUACAGUAAGCUGGGUGUAGUCAGCGUAGCCUGUGACGUCACUGCCCCCAUUGAGAUCGAGGUAGCUGUCACCUCCGACCCAGUUCUGGUUUAUCAGUCCUGACUUGAGACUGCAGUGCUGCUGGAGCAUGGUGAUGGUCAUAGCCAGGACUGAUGCAUCCUGUGUGUGUAUUGUGGUGUAUGAAUUGUUUCCAUGUGUAACGAUCUUAGCAUGAUGUGAUUGUGUAUCCGCAUUGCUGUGUUUACAUCGUGUUGUGUUUUUUCAGGCUCUGGGUCCUGAGUUUAUCAGGAUGGCUGACGAACCCUGUGUAGUUCUGGAGCUGCCCGGAUCCAUAGUGGUAAAAACAUGAACUUUUAUUUCUAGACGUUUUCUGGAAGAUUUAUGUUUUGGGAUUUUGAGUGUAUGUUUUGUUGACUAAAGAUUGAUUAUCCUCUCUCUAUCUCUCUCUCCCCCUCUCUGCCGCUCUCCCCCUCCACCUCAUCCCUCUUCUUCCCCCCAGUCUAAAAAGGGCAGGUCUUGUUCGUCCCAGAGAGAGGUCAGUGUGGUGUUGCCCAGUGGUCAGUCUGUAUUGGUCAAGAGUGACAUAAAGUCCAGAGGGAGGGACGUGUUCGACAUGGUGGUGGCUCACGCUAACCUGGUAGAGCACUUUUACUUCGGACUGGCCUUCAUCGAUGGUAAGAAACUGACAACAACCCAUCUUAUGUGUCUCAUAAACAUAUACUGUAGUUGAUUUAUUGAUUUAUAGUCAUGCUACAUAUACUAUGUCAUAUCUUUUCUUUCUUUUAGAUGAUGAAUAUUUUUUCCUGGACCACGAGAUUAAAAUCUCCAAAAUUGCUCCUGACAGUUGGAAAAAAGUACUGUCGACUUCUUUUCUUGUUUUUCUUCGGGUCAGAUUUUCCGUUGACGACAUCUCUUUCAUAUUGUGAGUCUGAUCAUUAUUUUAUAUCUUUCAUUUUACUGAAAAGUAUCUGGAGUUUUGGUAUCAUGAACUGUUAGUGAAAUGCAGUUAUUAGCUGUGUCUUUAAAGAACUGUACAUUGGGUGUUCCAGACACAGGCUGACGCGUCACCAGUACUACUUGCAGCUGCAGCAGGAUAUCCUAGAGGACCCGUUGUACUGCAACGAGGAGACGGGCAUGUUCCUGGCGGCUCUUGCUCUACAGGCAGAGUUUGGGGACUACAUGUCUGAGAUAAACGGAAUGAAUCACUGUCUCAGAAACACAAUUUUCCUUCAGCGUUUUUUCCCCAAAAUAUUUUCUUUAAUGAUCUACAUAAUAGAUUAGGUUCUCCAUAAAAUCCUGAGAGAUUGUAUGGCUCAUAAUCAUUCUUCCAGCCAAAGCAGUAUGUUUAUGAGGAAGUAGUAUAUAUCAUUGAUAGACCUGUUAUAUCUGUCCAGUACUACAUUAAUGGCAGUAUAUCUUAUUGACAGACCUGGAUCGUGUUCAGUAUAGCACACCGUACCAAAACAUUUUGAAACAGAAACUAAAAUUAAGUCAAGGUAGUCCCUCCCUGUUUCAGUUAGUUUUCUUCAGUUUGGUACCUAUUGAAUGCAAUCCUGUUAUAUCUGUAUGGUAAAGACUACUACUUUAGUGGCAGUAUAUGUCAUUGACAGGCCUGUUUCUCUGUUCAGUUGUAUGGUAGGAACUACUACCAGCCGGAGCAGUAUGUGUCUAAGAGAACGCUGGAGAAGAUGUCUCUGCCCACUCUAAAGGAGGAGUUGCCACAGUUCCACGCUAACAACGCCCAGAUGCUGCCCAAGCAGGCCAAGACCGAGUACCUAAAAGUAGGCAAUUGAACAGUGGUUGAACAGUGGUCGAAUGUAUUAUUAUUUGCAGAAACAGAAGCUUUGGAAAUGAACACCCAGUUCAGAUAUAUAAGAUGAGACAAGACGGUUUUAUGCAGUUUUAAAACGUAGUUUGCUUGAUCUGAAUGGUCUAGUUUUAGAACGGCUCAUGUCUGCUGCUGGAGUCAACAUGUCAAAUCUUUAGCUAAAGUCUUGCAAAAUGGAUCUAUUUUGGUUCCCAGGACCCUUUUUACAUGUCUACACAAGAAGAUUUUGAGUUGAGCAUGUUCUCCUCCUUUACUGAGAUCAACCUUGCGACAUACUUGUUCUAUCUACUCUCUAGAUCGCUCAGCAGCUUCCAGAGUAGGGAUGGUGUUCCAUCGGGUAGGCCGGGAGAAGAAGCCCAUGGUGGGGAGCAUGCACGCACACGCACACACACACACAGAAACACACACAGUUGAUUAUUCAUUUUGAUUAUUUGUUGUCCUUUCAGAUGAGAACAUUGAGAAGGACCAGUCUAUCUGUCGGACGUGUGACUCCCAUAAGAAGCCUCGUUCAUGUUCCGAGGUCGUCCUGAACAGUGUAGAGAUACCGCCCAACCUCGGCCAACGUGAGUCGCUAAGUAAGUCGUGUGAUGAAAUAACAGCGAAGGUGGUGGAGAGAGAGUUGAGGGAAAUCAACAGAGAUCUACCCGAGCAAUGCCCACUGUCAGAGAUGAAGGAACAGGCCUGG
Messenger RNA from Coregonus sp. 'balchen', 2525 nucleotides. Lineage: Eukaryota; Metazoa; Chordata; Actinopteri; Salmoniformes; Salmonidae. The record is from the annotation of a GenBank genome assembly.